AUGACUUCCCACCAGCCGAAGGUUGGCCCACGGCUGAAAAUCAGCGUGCCCAACUUCAAGCGUACGGAUUUUUCUGGCGAAAUCGAGAAGCUUGGAGGGCUCCAUUCUGGUAGCAGCCGCAAGAUCCGUUCUGUUCCUCGAAGUGACCCUGACCCAUCGGCCAACAGGUUGAAGGCAUCUGCCGGGUUUCUGAGUGCCAGGGCACAGGAAGGCUACCCGGACCGAGCGCCUGAGGCGGGUGCCGGCGACUUCAAUGCGUGGCUUCGCUCCCUGGCCCCUCCAAAGGAGCCAACCAGCCCCAGUGGAGCGGAUGGAAGAGAGUUCUUGCCGCCGAAGGAUGAAGAAGAUGCGACUGCGGGUCUUCCGCUGGAGGCUUUUGACAGUCCGAUGGACUUCGAGGUCCAUACACCGGAGGAGUGGCUUGCGCUCUGCAAACAGGGCCCGACAGCAGGGAAGCCCCAGGCCGCUGUCCUGCACUAUGCAGCACAGGAAUGGCGAAUGUUGCCUUGUUGGGUUUUGGGCUACGAGGCAGCUUCAUCCCGGUACAUCGUUGAGCUGGAGGAUGGGUCUCGCAAGCAGGUGAAGAGACUUGCACUUCGCUUCAACGAGGAAGAUGCGCAGAAUUUCGCGUUGCGGGUCGAGACCUGCCGAGCGAAAAAGGCCCACUGCGAAUUGCAGCAGGCUUUCAUCCGGUUUAUUGAGUCCCAGCCGGACGAGCUCGUCUCGUCUAUGUUGCGCGACCAGAAGGAGCGUUUCAUCCGACAAGGUCUUCAUGGAAGUCACCUUGAGGAUGCCGGCAGCUUCGUGAGCCAGAUUCGUGAUCUCAUCCGAGAGAUCGAAGAGAACUACGUCCUCUCAAUGAAGUUUGCGAAGGUGAAGAACGAUCUAAUCCUGGAGAUGGGAACUCCGUAUGCCUGUGUCCGGGAUGACACGCCCUUCGCACCCCUGCUAACGAGCUUCCUGCCUACCGUGCCGCCUCAGUUUGGUCUGGUGGCCCACCAGGCUGCUGAGGAGCGAGUUCUGGACAUCGGGAGUCAGUGUGGCAUGACACCGCAGAAGAUCCUCGCACCAUCGUCGCGAUACCAUGAGUUUGUGCUCAAACUGUGGUUGCAGACGGCGAUUGGAAUUUGUCUUGCACUGCGUUCCAACUGUAGCUCGACUCUGAUUCUCCGCACUUCUGGCCUUAACCUGCUCUCCGGCGAUGCCAUGGCAGUUCCGGUUGCAGGACAUUGGAGGGGUGUUGCCGCAUGGCUGAAGGAGAAUGGUGCCACCUGCAAGCAGGUGCUUCGCUUGCUUCUGGGAACCUGGAUGGCGCUAUGUGGUGGCAGCCUCUAUGCCUUCUCCAGGUUCGAGGUGCAGAUCAUGACCAGAUGUAGUCUGACGGCGCAGCAACUGGAUGUCGUCUAUGCGGCCGGCCAGGCCGGUGUGGGUUUGGGCAUCGUCCCGGGCACACUCUUCGAUCUGUAUGGCCCGGUGGGGACAAGCCUUUAUGGUGCAGCCUUCACAGCCGCCGGGAACCUUGGCCUCGCCAGCAUGCUCAGUGGCGAUCAAUGUGGAGGUGUCUCUUCAUUGGCCACGUGGUACUUCCUGGUGCAGCAGGGCUCCGUGGCAAUUUUUCAAGCCGGCCUCUUCACGAAUAUCGUGGAAGCCCCGCCAAAGAUGCAGGGCAUUAUCACCGGCAUCGUUUCCUCGGGCUACGGCCUAUCUGCUGCCUUCGUCACUCUCCUCUUCGCUUUCUUUCAGGAGGACCUGGAUGCCUACUUCAAGGGAACUGCAUUGCUUUUCUCUGCCACUGGCCUGGUGGCUGCUUGCACUAUGCCGCUGCUUCGUGGCGGGUCUCGUGCAACCGCCUAUGGUCGCUUAGAACACAAGGACGAGGCUGGGGGACGCUCACCACCACCAGCCACAACGUACGGGCGCCAAGAGCAAGAGGAGCUUCCGGAAGCCGCUCCAGCUCCUGCAUCUCCUUCGCCAUCACUGAGCCGCCGCGAUAUCUUGUGCCGGGCUGAUUUCUGGCUGUUUCUGCUGCCCUUUGUCCUGGUCCAAAGCAUUGGCUCUGGCCUCUACAUCGCCAAUCUCUCGCUGAUCGGGGACUCGCUGGGUAUCUCACCAGAGAGUCGGCCAGUUUAUGUUCGCACCGUGUCGUACUGCAACUCUCUGGGUCGCAUCUUCAGUGGUCUGGCCAUGGACACAUUGGAGCCGCGAGGCAUCCAUCGGUCGGACCAUAUCCUCCUGAGUGCUUUUGCCGUGAUUCUGGCCUCUGUUGCUCUCUUCAUGCUCCCGGAGGAGAUUGUCCCUGCUAUGCUUCUGCCGGCGUUGGCAGUGAUUGCUGCGGCAUAUGGCUCCAAUUGGGCAAUCAUGCCGUCGUACAUAUCCAAGCGGUUUUACGGUUCGCACGUUGGUGUGAUGUUUAACAUCCACAGUGGCCACAUCGCGCUGGCCGUGCUGCUGACAUCCUACGCGGUGGGAGGUCUCUACGAUGCUCAGGCCGAGCUGCAAGGCGAAGGCAGCUUUUGCCACGGCACCACAUGCUGGCGUCCGGCGUUUGCCAUGGGCUUGAUUGUACAGGCCGUGGCGCUGGCAGUUGCCCUGCUCCUUAUGUGGAAGGUUCGUCGUCCACAAAUCUCUGAGUCCAAAGCCGCCUCUGAGAAGACCUGCCACGAGAAGUGA
Messenger RNA from Symbiodinium sp. CCMP2456, 2670 nucleotides. The record is from the annotation of a GenBank genome assembly. Lineage: Eukaryota; Dinophyceae; Suessiales; Symbiodiniaceae.